AGCCUCCCAGCAAGCUUCUCUUCACUUCUCACCAAUCGACCUUUGCCCAACAAGCCUUCUUGUCUUUAACAGUUUCUAAACCGCAAACAUGCACUGCAACCUCUCUCUCGGUGUCGUGGCUGCUCUCCUCGCUGGAGCCAACGCCCACGGUCACGUCGCAAAGGUCAUUGCCGGUGGCAAGGAGUACACCGGCGGUAUUCCCCACGGUGCUCCCUCUGACGCUGUCGGCUGGGCCGCUGGCAACCAGGACAACGGCUUCGUUUCACCCGAUGCCUUCAAGUCCGCCGAUAUCAUCUGCCACAAGAGCGCUAAGCCCGUCUCCAACGCCGUCGUUGUUGCCGCUGGUGAUGUUGUCACUCUGAAGUGGGACACCUGGCCCGAGUCUCACCACGGCCCCGUCACUGAGUACCUCGCUCCCGUCAGCGGUGACUUUGCCAGCAUCAACAAGCAGAGCCUCCGAUGGGUCAAGGUCGCUCAGAAGGGUCUCAAGUCUGGCAGCAACCCUGGUGACUGGGCCUCCGACGAUCUCAUCCGCGAUGGCUUCUCAUGGAAGUUCACCGUCCCCAAGAACCUCAAGGCCGGUAAAUACGUUCUCCGACACGAGAUCAUCGGUCUUCACUCUGCUGGCCAGGCCAACGGUGCUCAGGCCUACCCCCAGUGCAUCAACCUCGAGGUUACUGGCAGUGGCGGCCAGGCUAUCAGCGGUGGUGGCGACUUCACUACCUUCUACACUCCCACCGACCCUGGUAUCCUCUUCAACCUCUACCAGUCUUUCUCUUCCUACCCCAUUCCCGGCCCUGCUGUGCGAACUAUCUAAGACGAUUCCGAGGUGGUGCAGACAAGUGGUUUCUAGUCCCAGGUCGAGCUUGGGACCAAAGAGCUGGGCAAAGGGCAUGCCUUAGGCUCUGAUAUUCAUUGGUUGCCGCUAGUCGGUUCACGUUUUCACAAGCAGCAGAGCUGUGUUGUUCAUGUAUCUACAUUUAUGACCCGUACAAAGUUACCUUAUGCAAUGAACAUAUUGAAUUCAAGCAAGAAAGCCUCCCC
Messenger RNA from Fusarium odoratissimum NRRL 54006, 1044 nucleotides. RefSeq lists its product as uncharacterized. The transcript has a single exon. Lineage: Eukaryota; Fungi; Ascomycota; Sordariomycetes; Hypocreales; Nectriaceae. The coding region runs from base 89 to 817 and encodes 242 amino acids. The record is from RefSeq and is a predicted model, not a curated record.